UCUUCGACCCUUUUCCGUCGAAUCCCGCCUCGCCGGGCAUCUCUCGUCUCCAGUCUUUAUUCCCUUCGCCAUCCCAUCCAUCAUCAUCAACCAUGCCAGAUCUCAACACGGUGCCAGCAUCGCCUCACCCCAUUCCCCCUUCAACUUCCCGCCGCACCUCCACAAACCAAAUGCAACCUCCAUCACCAUCGUUGAACAUUCUCCCUUCCAACCAACCCGCCGUGGAACAGGCCCGUCGCUACUCCAAUACGUCCUUACCAUCUCCUCGCUUUACCCCUUCUUCCUUCUCUAGCUCAAGCAACCAGCUGCCGAUUCAACCCCCGCCAUCAGCCUCCGAUAUGUCUACUAUCUCUGGGCCCGGUCCAGUCCGUCAUCCCCGACCACUAACUGCCGCUGAACUACAUAAUCAGCUGGAGAAGGAACAGGAAGCGGUGGUCAAUCGUCUUUCUCGAGAACUUCAGCUCCUUCGAGCCGCAAACAACGCGUCGGCAGCCUCCAACACCUCCUCUGCGUCAGCCGGAACCGCUUCCCACGAACAACAACAACAACAACAACAACAACAACAACAACAGCAACAACAACAACAAGCUCCCGGCGAUUCUAGCCUCCUCACCGGCGCCGGCUUCUCCAUCCCCUCCAGCGCCGGCCGCCGUCACAACCGCACAGCCUCGAACACCAGCACCCGCAGUGUUGCCGCCACCAUGGGCUCCACCAACGCCUCCACGGCCUCCGGCCUCGCCCGACCGCUCCCCACCCCGCUGUCCCGACAGAACAGUUCCGCCUCCCACCGCAGCAUCACCGGAACGUCGCCCGCUGGUACCGACAGCUUUUCCGGCGUGGGCUUCCUCACCGCCUCGCAGCGGAUCCCCGGCUACAUGCCCACGGGCAGCAGCUACUCCAACGUCACAACGGCGGGCAGCCUGAGCCAGGGCUACACACAGGACUCGUCUCCGCUGACGCCGGGUCUCCUCCCCGGCACGCCGCGGUACGAAGAGACGCUGGUGCAGCGGGAGCAGCUCGAGAUGGCGCUCCGCGAGAACGAGGUGCUGAAGAAGCGCAUCCGCGAGCUGGAGCGCAUGGUGCGCGAGCGGCGUCGUGGCGAGAGUGUAAGUACCGCCACGAGUACAGGUACCAGUACCGGCGCCGGCGCCAAUGUCCCUGCUGCUCCGGCGGCGGCGGCGGUUGCUGCUGCUUCUUCUUCUCCUUCUCCUGCGGCGGCUGGUGCUGGUGUCGCGGGCCCCCGGGAACGGCCGAGCAUGCGCACUUGCUUCCAAUGCGGGUUUGACGCCGCAGACUUCCGGCGCAUGAGGAUGAACGAGGCCAAAAGCCAGGGGAGUGGCGUUACGUGACAACAACAUUGGGGAAGGUGUUGGGUUCGGAGAGAUCAUUCAUGUUGUCAACUUUCAACGGUGUCUUUGUCUGUCUCUCUAUUCUUACGAACGAAUGCAUUUGUG
Molecule: messenger RNA, 1454 nt
Organism: Sodiomyces alkalinus F11
Lineage: Eukaryota; Fungi; Ascomycota; Sordariomycetes; Glomerellales; Plectosphaerellaceae
Exons: 3
Coding region: 93-1349 (418 amino acids)
Source: RefSeq, a predicted model, not a curated record